This is a messenger RNA of Dromiciops gliroides (monito del monte), 924 nucleotides long. RefSeq names its product olfactory receptor 4D5-like. Lineage: Eukaryota; Metazoa; Chordata; Mammalia; Microbiotheria; Microbiotheriidae. The record is from RefSeq and is a predicted model, not a curated record. Gene Ontology annotation, molecular function: G protein-coupled receptor activity; olfactory receptor activity. The transcript has a single exon. Gene Ontology annotation, cellular component: membrane. Bases 1 to 924 code for a protein of 307 amino acids. Gene Ontology annotation, biological process: G protein-coupled receptor signaling pathway.
AUGAACCAGACAAAUGCCACUGAAGUUACUGAGUUUGUUCUCCUGGGACUUUCUUCUUCCUCAGACCUACAACCUGUGCUUUUCUUCUUGUUUCUGGUGCUAUAUCUCCUGACCAUACUAGGAAAUGGCCUCAUUAUCAUCACAGUGACUUCUGAUCAUCACCUUCGCUCAGUACCCAUGUACUUUCUGCUCAGCAAUCUCUCCUUCCAAGAUCUCUGCUACUCUACUGUAACUGUACCCAAGAUGUUGAACAACUUGGUUACCCACCACAAAACAAUUUCCUUCCAGGGCUGUAUAGCCCAGAUAUUUUUCUUCCAUUUCACUGGAAGCACAGAGAUAUUCAUCCUCGCCAUCAUGGCGUAUGACCGCUACAUAGCUAUUUGCCGGCCCCUGCACUAUGAACUUAUCAUGAGCCAACAUACUUGCUGGGUCCUGGCAGGGACAUCAGUGCUGGGAGGGGUUAUCCAUUCCAUUACACAGGUAGUGCUCAUCUUACAUUUGCCUUUCUGUGGCCCAAAUGAGCUAGAUAAUUUCUACUGUGAUAUUCCACAGGUCAUUAAGCGGGCCUGCACAAAUACCUUUGUGGUAGAACUCCUGAUGGUUUCCAACAGUGGGUUGGUCACACUUGCAUGCUUUAUAGUGCUUCUCAUCUCCUAUACAGUCCUCUUGGUAAGGAUAAGGAGCCACUUGGCUGAGGGAAAGAGUAAAGCCCUUUCCACUUGUGCCUCCCACCUGAUGGUGGUGACUUUGGUGUUUGUGCCUUGUGUCUACAUCUAUGCCAGGCCCUUUCAGACAUUUCCAGCUGAUAAGUUAGUCUCCAUCCUCUACACAGUCAUCACCCCAAUGCUAAAUCCACUUAUUUAUACCCUGAGGAAUACAGAGAUGAAAAAUUCCAUGAGGAGGAUAUGGAACUAUUCUAUCUGA